This is a messenger RNA of Oncorhynchus tshawytscha (Chinook salmon), 2000 nucleotides long. RefSeq names its product coiled-coil domain containing 170 (gene ccdc170). The transcript is spliced from 10 exons. The record is from RefSeq and is a predicted model, not a curated record. Bases 129 to 1772 code for a protein of 547 amino acids. Lineage: Eukaryota; Metazoa; Chordata; Actinopteri; Salmoniformes; Salmonidae.
UGUUUUCUGUUGCCUGGAGACUCCUGGAAACAAGCACUGUAUAGCACUUGGUUGAAAUCCCAACACAAAACUCUCACCUAUAUCUAUUCUAUUUAUAAGGCGACCUACAGAUAACACAGAGAAAUAAAAUGGAAAGUAUUGAUACCGCAACAGAAGGCAGACAACUGGAUAAGGUGGAGCCCUGCCUUGAGAGGGAUAGACUGAGGAUGAGGGUCUCUGUGUUAGAGGAGAGUGUGAGGUCCUACGAGGUAGAGUGUAAAGCCAGCAGAGAGACGGUGAUGAGACUGGUGGCAGAGGUGGCCCGGGAGAGGAGGAACACAGCAGGCAGUGCAGAGGCUCUCGAUCUGCUCAGACUGGAUUUAGAUAGUGCCUUGCUGACCAAGAGGAGCACAGAUAUGGAGAACCAGAGUUUAGCAGAGAGGCUGGAGGCCAAUCAACGUGUGGUUGAGGCAGCCAAGCAAGAGGCAGGGUGCCUGGAGAGGCAGAUCCAGGAGCUGGAAGGGAAACUCCAGACCAGCCAGGGGAAAAACCAGGCUACAAAGGGGAGACUGCAGGCCCUCCUGGGGGAGGUAGGGGCCCUUCUGCAGCUGGGUCUCUCCAUGCCAACCGAGGAGGAAAUACUACAGAGACUCGGGGACCUCUGCACCAGGCAGGAACGUAUGAAAGCGAUUACGGAGGAGAUGGAGAGGAGGCUGUCCCAGGUCCGUGAGGAUGUGUCCAGGCAGACAGAGCUCCACCACAGUGCCCUGCAGAGAGCCCAGCUGGCUGAGCAACAGGUCACAGACCUCAGCGACAGGCUGCAGGGUUUGGAAGCUGAGCUGAUGACUUCAGACGUGCACCGAGAUGGGCUGAGUCAUGACAGACAGCUUUAUGAGCAGUUCCUGGAACAGUUGUCAGAGAGGAUGAAAGUAGACUGUAUCGCCACUGACCUGGGCUACGACAUGAGACUUCAGCUCAUUCUGUCUCGGGCAGAGCAACUUGUCAAACUAGAAGGGACGGCUUUGGUGGAGAGCAAGACCCUGGCCCACAACCAACAGCGAAAGUUGAAGAUUCAGAAGGAGCGGUUGGAGAGUAAGGAGCUCCACAUGGAGCUGUUGAGGAGGAAGGUGUCUGAGCUAGAGGAGGAAAAGAGAAGUCGCUCAGCCCUGGCCAUGCAGCGAGACGACGCCAAUGUGACCGCCCGGAAGAUGCAGAAGAAGGUGGAGCGACUACAGGAGGAACUAGGAUCCAGUAAGGUCUCCAUCACAGAGCUCAAGGCCCAGCUGUCACACACCAACGAGCUGAAGCUCAAAGUCCUGGAGCAGAGUCAGACCAAUGUGGAGCAGAGUAAGAGACUGGAGGACCUGGAGAAGGGCAAGGCCAAGGUGGAGAAGAAGUUCAGCACAGCCAGGACAGACCUACAGAGCCAGGAGCAUCUGGCCAGGGAGGCCCAGCAGCAGUUGACCAGCCUUAGACAGACCCUGGCUCAGCUCACUGACAGAGAGAGAGAGUUGGUAGACUUCCGUAUGGUGGUCUCUCAGAUGUUAGGUCUGGAUGUCUCAGCCCUGGCCCUUCCAAACUAUGAGAUCAUCAAAUCUCUGGAGAGCCUGCUUCACCCCCACCAUCACCCCCACCAUGACCUCCACCACCACUCCCUGGCCCUGUCCUGGCCCUGUCCUACCCACUACCAGAACCACCAUCUCCUACAGCUCCAGGACCGAGAUACCUCUGGGUCUGUCACAUCCCGCUCAGUUUUCUCUCAGAGGUCCACUGGCCCCGAGGCUCUCCUGUGAACGAAGCGUACAUCUGCUCAUCCUGAGGACUCUGCUCAGGACAGGCACCUGUAUGAUAUGAAUGAUUUAUUUAAAUGAUCAAAAUGUAUUCAUUUGAGAUGCACCAUAUAUAUUUUUGCCCAUUGAAAUUGGAUUUGACACAGUUUAUGUCGUAUCCAAAGUCAGAUCCACUUACUGUCAAGUCAAUAGCACUGAAUCAGCCAUUUUGAAUAAAAGACACAAUCAAAA